UCAAGUUCCACACUGCGUUGGUGGAGUGCGGAGCGGUGUGGAGUCAUGCAAUAGUGCCAUACAGAGACAACAGAUCUCUCACAAUUCAUUCAUUUACUCGUUACUUCCUUCGUCAGUACUAUCCACUGACCUGUAAGUCAGACUGUCUGUGCUUAUCGCUAAAUAUUGAAUCUAGGUAACGUUUUUGUUCACGCAUCCUCCGUAGCAUAUUCACCGCGGCGUGCUUUUCACGUGGGCAAGGAAGAAAUCAUCGCGGAACUGGACAAGGGCAUCCAACUAAAAAUUCGAUAAUGAUUCCCACGAAAAUGGGAACCUUGAUUUUAGAGGACGGGACUACGUUUAGUGGCCGCCUUUUUGGAGCAAACGCGUCUGUGUCUGGAGAAGUUGUGUUCCAGACAGGCAUGGUGGGGUAUCCGGAGGCCCUGACUGACCCUUCAUACAGGAGCCAGAUCCUCACCCUCACCUACCCCCUGGUGGGUAACUACGGGGUGCCCCAGGAUGAGGAGGGAACCUGGGGGCUCAGCAAGUGGUUCGAGUCCUCUAGGAUCCAUGCGUGUGCUCUCAUCGUGGGGGAGGUGUCCCAGAACCCCAGCCACUGGAGCGCCUCCAUGUCCCUGGACCAGUGGCUCCAGCAGCAGGGCAUACCAGGCCUGGAGGGAGUCGACACCCGCCAGCUGACCCAGAAGAUCCGGGAGAAGGGCACCAUGCUGGGGAAGCUGGUGGUGGACGGCACCCCGGCCGACAGCAUCCCCCUGGACAACCCCGACCAGAGGAACCUGGUCAGGGAGGUCUCCAUGAAGGAUCCCAGGGUGUUCAAUCCCAGCGGCACCGUGAGGAUCACAGCGGUAGACUGUGGCAUCAAGAACAACCAGAUCCGCUGCCUGGCCCAGCGAGGGGCCUGUGUCACCGUGGUACCCUGGGACCACCCCCUGGACCAGACAGACUUUGACGGGUUGUUCCUUAGCAAUGGCCCUGGAGAUCCCCAGUUCUGCAUGGAGACUGUGGAGAACUUGAGGAGGGUGGUGUGUGUGGACGAGCCGAAGCCAGUGUUCGGCAUCUGCCUGGGUCACCAGCUCCUCUCCCUGGUCAUCGGAGCCAAGACCUACAAGAUGAAGUACGGUAACCGUGGUCACAACCAGCCGUGCAUCCACAAAGGAACAGGCCGCUGUUUCAUCACGUCUCAGAACCAUGGCUUCGCAGUCGACCCCCUGACCCUGACCCCUGGCUGGGACGUCCUCUUCACCAAUGCCAACGACCACUCCAGCGAAGGCAUCGUACACAACACCAAACCCCUGUUCAGUGUCCAGUUCCACCCAGAGCACAUGGCCGGACCCACUGACCUGGUCGGCCUGUUUGAUGUCUUCAUGGAGACUGUCCGGGAUCAUAAGGAUGGAAAGAGCGGCAAACCAGUGAAGCAGAGGCUGAAUGAGUACCUGUCCUACCCCGGUUCUCCCCGGCCCGAGGACUUUGUCCGCCCCCGGAAGGUUCUGGUGUUGGGUUCUGGAGGGCUCUCCAUCGGCCAGGCAGGAGAGUUCGACUACUCCGGCUCCCAGGCCAUAAAGGCCCUGAAGGAGGAGAACAUCCAGACAGUCCUGAUCAACCCCAACAUCGCCACGGUCCAGACCUCCAAGGGGCUGGCCGACAAGGUCUACUUCCUCCCCCUCACCCUGGACUACGUCACCCAGGUCAUAAAGAACGAGCGUCCUGAUGGGGUCCUCCUGGCCUUCGGGGGGCAGACUGCUCUGAACUGCGGUGUGGAGCUGACGCGACGCGGCGUGCUGGAGCGCUACGGGGUGCGGGUGCUGGGAACGCCCGUGGCCUCCAUCGAGAUGACGGAGGACAGGAAGGUGUUUGUGGAGAAGAUGGAGGAGAUCAGCGAGCAUGUGGCCCCUAGCGAGGCAGCGCUGUCUCUGGAGCAGGCGGUGGCAGCUGCGGAGCGUAUAGGCUACCCCGUCAUGGUGCGCUCAGCCUUCGCCCUGGGCGGCCUUGGGUCCGGCUUUGCCAACACACGCGAGGAGCUGGUCACCCUGGUAACGGCGGCCUUCGCCCACACGUCCCAGGUUCUGGUGGACAAGUCCCUGAAGGGCUGGAAGGAGAUCGAGUACGAGGUGGUCCGAGACGCCUACGACAACUGCAUUACGGUGUGUAACAUGGAGAACAUCGACCCUCUGGGCAUCCACACAGGGGAGUCCAUCGUGGUGGCCCCCAGCCAGACGCUGAACGACUACGAGUACCACCUGCUGAGGAGCACAGCCAUCAAGGUGAUCCGGCACCUGGGCAUCGUAGGGGAGUGCAACAUCCAGUACGCCCUGAACCCUGAGUCUGAACAGUACUACAUCAUCGAGGUGAAUGCUCGGCUGUCCCGCAGCUCUGCCCUGGCCAGCAAGGCCACAGGGUAUCCACUGGCCUAUGUAGCGGCCAAGCUAGCCCUGGGCAUCCCCCUGCCCCAGCUCAGGAACUCUGUGACCAACUCCACCACGGCUAACUUUGAGCCCAGUCUGGACUACUGCGUGGUGAAGGUUCCUCGCUGGGACCUCAGCAAGUUCCUCCGCGUCAGCACCAAGAUCGGCAGCUCAAUGAAGAGCGUGGGAGAGGUGAUGGCUAUUGGCCGCAGCUUCGAGGAGGCGUUCCAGAAGGCCCUGAGGAUGGUGGAUGAGAACUGUGUGGGGUUCGACCACACUAUCAAACCUGUCUCAGACGAGGAGCUGCAGACGCCCACAGACAAGCGGAUCUUUGUGUUGGCGUCGGCCCUGCGUGCGGGCUACACGGUGGACCGCCUCUACCACCUGACCAAGAUCGACCGCUGGUUCCUGCACAAGAUGCAGAACAUCGCCGAGCAGGAGCGCGUGCUGGAGACGUCCAGCCGGGAGGGCAGCAGCAUCACCCCAGAGGUGAUGAGGAGAGCCAAGCAGCUCGGCUUCUCUGACAAGCAGAUCGCCAUGGCCGUGCAGAGCACGGAGCUGGCGGUGAGGAAGCUGCGUCACGAUUGGUCGAUCCUGCCUGUGGUGAAGCAGAUCGAUACGGUGGCGGCGGAGUGGCCCGCCCACACCAACUACCUGUACCUGACCUACAACGGCAGCAGCAGCGACGUGAGCUUCUCCCAGCAGCAUGUGAUGGUGCUGGGCUCCGGGGUAUACCGCAUCGGCAGCAGCGUGGAGUUUGACUGGUGCGCUGUGGGCUGCAUCAUGGAGCUACGCAAGAUGGGCUACAAGACCAUCAUGGUCAACUGCAACCCAGAGACCGUCAGCACAGACUACGACAUGUGCGACCGCCUCUACUUUGAUGAGAUCUCCUUUGAGGUGGUGAUGGACAUCUACGAGCAGGAGAACCCUGAGGGGGUGAUCCUGUCCAUGGGCGGCCAGCUGCCCAACAACAUCGCCAUGUCCCUCCACCGCCAGCAGUGCCGCGUCCUGGGGACCUCCCCAGAGUUCAUCGACUCUGCGGAGAACCGCUUCAAGUUCUCCCGCAUGCUGGACACCAUCGGGAUCAGCCAGCCCCAGUGGAGGGAGCUGACAGAGACCGAGUCUGCUAUGCGGUUCUGCGAUGCGGUGGGCUACCCCUGCCUGGUGCGCCCGUCCUACGUGCUGAGCGGAGCGGCCAUGAACGUGGCUCACCAGCACCGUGACCUGGAGGCCUACCUCAGCAGCGCCGUGGCCGUCUCCAAGGAGUACCCUGUGGUCAUCUCCAAGUUCAUCCAGGAGGCCAAGGAGAUAGAUGUGGAUGCGGUAGCGUGUGAUGGCUUGGUGAUAGCCAUCGCGGUGUCGGAGCAUGUGGAGAACGCAGGGGUGCAUUCUGGGGACGCCACUCUUGUCACGCCCCCCCAGGACAUCAACCCCACCACCAUGGAUCGCAUCACUGCCAUCGUACACGCCAUCGGCCGAGAACUGCAGGUCACUGGACCUUUCAACCUGCAACUCAUCGCCAAGGACGACCAGCUGAAGGUGAUAGAGUGCAACGUCCGCGUGUCUCGCUCUUUCCCCUUUGUUUCCAAGACACUGGGUGUGGACCUGGUCGCCCUGGCGACACAGGUGAUCAUGGGCAAGGAGGCUGAGCCUGUGGGCCUGAUGAAGGGCACCGGGAUUGUGGGGGUCAAGGUGCCCCAGUUUUCCUUCUCUCGGCUGGCGGGGGCAGACGUGGUUCUGGGAGUGGAGAUGACCAGCACCGGAGAGGUGGCCUGCUUUGGGGAGAACCGCUACGAGGCCUACCUGAAGGCCAUGCUCAGCACCGGCUUCAAGAUCCCCCAGCGCAACAUCCUGCUGUCCAUCGGGAGCUACAAGAACAAGAGUGAACUGCUGCCCACAGUGCAGGCUCUGGAGAGUCUGGGAUACGACCUGUACGCCAGCCUGGGCACUGCAGACUUCUACACUGAGCACGGAGUCAAGGUGACGGCGGUGGACUGGCCGUUUGAGGAGGAGGAGGGUGACAGCAGGGACAAGCAGAGGAGCAUCAUGGACUACCUGGAGGAGAACCACUUCGACCUGGUCAUCAACCUCUCCAUGAGGUCCUCUGGAGGCCGACGCCUCUCCUCCUUCGUCACCCGCGGUUACCGUACGCGCCGCAUGGCCAUCGACUACUCCGUGCCCCUCAUCAUUGACAUCAAGUGCACCAAGCUGUUCGUGCAGGCGCUGCGUCAGGUGGGUCCGUCUCCACCCGUCAAGACUCACGUGGACAGUAUGACAUCACAGCAACUCAUCCGUCUGCCUGGUCUGAUUGAUGUCCAUGUGCACCUGAGGGAGCCAGGAGCCGUCCACAAGGAGGACUUCUCGUCGGGCACAGCUGCAGCGCUGGCGGGGGGGGUCACCAUGGUGUGUGCCAUGCCCAACACCUCCCCCGCCGUCACUGACCCCAGCUCCCUCGCCCUGGUGCAGAAGCUGGCCAAGGCAGGCUGCCGGUGUGACUACGCCCUCUUCCUGGGUGCAGCCUCCGACAACGCAGACAUCCUGCCCUCCAUCGCCAGCAGCGCCGCAGGCCUGAAGAUGUACCUGAACGACACCUACUCCACCUUGAAGAUGGACAACGUGUCUCUCUGGAUGGAGCACUUUGAGAAGUGGCCCAAGCACCUCCCUAUCGUGGCCCAUGCAGAGAAGCAGACGGUGGCGGCCAUCUUGCUGGUGGCCCAGCUGUACCAGCGGCCGGUUCACAUUUGCCACGUGGCCCGCAAGGAGGAGAUCCUGAUCAUCCGUGCUGCCAGGCAGAAGGGGGUGCAGGUGACGUGUGAGGUGGCCCCCCACCACCUCUUCCUGUGCGAGGAGGAUGAGGCGUCCAUGGGGGCGGGCUGGGCCCAGGUGAGGCCGGCUCUGGGGACCCGCGAGGACAUGGAAGCCCUCUGGGACAACCUGGACGUCAUUGACUGCUUCGCUACCGACCACGCCCCCCACUCAGUGGAGGAGAAGAGGAGUGCGUCCCCCCCCCCUGGCUACCCUGGUCUGGAGACCAUGCUGCCUCUCCUCCUCACUGCCCUGAGCCAGGGACGACUCACCCUCGACGACAUCAUCCGCCGUCUCUACGACAACCCCCGCAAGAUCUUCUCCCUGCCCGCCCAGGAGAACACAUAUGUGGAGGUGGACCUGGAGCACGAGUGGGUGAUUCCCCAGGCCAUGCAGUUCACCAAGUCCCGGUGGACACCUUUCCAGGGGAUGAAGGUGAAGGGGAAGGUCCGCAGGGUGGUGCUCCGAGGGGAGGUGGCCUACAUCGAUGGACAGGUUCUGGUUCCUCCAGGCUACGGGGAGGAUGUGAAGACCUGGCCAGCCGCCAGCCCCCUUCCCCCCGACUCUCCCAAACAAGCCCCACGGACCCCAGAGCGCCCCCGGCCCACCCCUCCAUUUGAAGCGGUGCGUCACCGUGUUCUGAGUCCUCGUCGCUUGGCAUCAGACGGGCGCUACAUACUACCCCCCCGCAUCCACCGUGCCUCCGACCCCGGUCUGCCCCCAGCAGCGGAGGAUUCAAAAGAGAGGGCUUUACGAAGAACGCAUGACGAAGAGCUCUCUGGGGCUGGUGAUGGGUACAGCCACCCCCCUCCUCUGGCCAGGCUGCUGUCUCCCCAGGCCCCUCCUGGCCUGCCCCACCCCGGCCAGCACCACCUGCCCCCGCUGGUCCACCUCCAGACCUCCCCCCUGCUGCACCCGCUCAUCGGACAGCACAUCCUGUCUGCCCAGCAGUUCAGCAAGGAGCAGACCUCUCACCUGUUCAACGUGGCGCACACGCUCCGCCUGAUGGUGCAGAAGGAGAGGACCCUGGACAUCCUGAAGGGCAAGGUGAUGGCGUCCAUGUUCUACGAGGUCAGCACGCGCACCAGCAGCUCGUUUGCGGCGGCGAUGCAGCGUCUGGGCGGGACCGUGGUCCACUUCAGCGAGGCCACCUCCUCCUCCCAGAAGGGCGAGUCUGUGGACGACUCGGUCCACACCAUGAGCAGCUAUGCUGACGUUCUGGUGCUGAGACACCCCACACCUGGGGCUGUGGAGACGGCAGCGAGACAGUGUCGCAGGCCUGUGAUCAACGCAGGUGACGGGGUGGGGGAGCACCCCACACAGGCUCUCCUGGACGUGUUCACCAUCAGGGAGGAGCUGGGCACCGUCAACGGCAUGACGAUCACCAUGGUGGGUGACCUGAAGCACGGCCGCACAGUCCACUCCCUGGCCCGGCUGCUGACCCAGUACCGCAUCACGCUGCGCUACGUGGCACCCCCAAACCUGCACAUGCCCGCAGAGAUCCUGCACUUCGUAGCCUCCAAGGGCAUCAAGCAGGAGGAGUUUGAGAGCAUUGAGGAGGCGCUGCCAGACACAGACGUGCUCUACAUGACGAGGAUCCAGAAGGAGAGAUUCUCCUCUGAGAAGGAGUUCAAAGAGUGCUUCGGCCACUUCAUCCUCACCCCUCACAUCAUGACUGGAGCCAAGAGGAAGAUGGUGGUGAUGCACCCUCUUCCCCGUGUUAAUGAGAUCAGUGUGGAGGUGGACACGGAUCCGCGCGCUGCAUACUUCCGUCAGGCUGAGAACGGCAUGUACAUCAGGAUGGCCCUCCUGGCCACCGUACUGGGCCGGUGAGGCGUGCGCACCAGGAAGCAGUGGGGCCCAGACAGACCUUAAAAGGACCAAUAGCAUUAAAGGGAAUAUUUAGCAGGUUGUGCAAGGGAAGGGGGGGGGGGAGGGGCACAUUACUGACCAACAAGUGGAAUCACUGUGAUCUUUCUUUUGACUAUGCUGGUGGUGUUUCCUGUACGGACAGGAAGGGAGAGUCAGUGAGUCACAACAUUGACCUCCUCAGAAGGGUUCUGGAAGACGUCAAGGGAUCAGAGACUGAGCUGUAGCCUUAGUGUUCCCAAGACAGCAGACUGUUCUAGUUUCAAUCUAUUUGCACUCCCAUUCACUAUCAAUUUCUUGUAAACGACAUUUAAAAGCUGAGAGUGCCUACCUAAGGCUGAUAUUCUAGCAUUUGCAACAAUUUAACAUUAAAUAGCCUGUGGUAUGUGUGUGGGAAUUAUUCAGAUGUCAGGUUGCACAUUCCAGAAUCGUUUAUUUGAUCAGAUGGAGUUCCAACCUUUCUGACAGUAGUGUUUGUCUGUGCAUGUGAUGGGUAGCAUUGUCAUCAAUGAACCGAUUCUGCUAUUGUAGUUUAUAAAUCCUGAUAACAAGACUCGACUAGUUAUCUUGGUGUCUUGUGGGGAUGAAAGAACAUAUAGAACUGUUAAGGAGAAAGUUGUGCACAACAUAAUUGACAUUUUUAUUGAUGGAAAAAUACAAGUUUUGUUAUACAAAACUUUUGUCUGUUUCUUUCC
This is a messenger RNA of Hypomesus transpacificus, 7771 nucleotides long. It is a transcript of the gene cad, whose product is annotated as carbamoyl-phosphate synthetase 2, aspartate transcarbamylase, and dihydroorotase. The transcript has 44 exons. Gene Ontology annotation, molecular function: carbamoyl-phosphate synthase (glutamine-hydrolyzing) activity; aspartate carbamoyltransferase activity; hydrolase activity, acting on carbon-nitrogen (but not peptide) bonds, in cyclic amides. The record is from RefSeq and is a predicted model, not a curated record. Lineage: Eukaryota; Metazoa; Chordata; Actinopteri; Osmeriformes; Osmeridae. Gene Ontology annotation, biological process: L-arginine biosynthetic process; 'de novo' pyrimidine nucleobase biosynthetic process; L-glutamine metabolic process. The coding region runs from base 291 to 7040 and encodes 2249 amino acids. Gene Ontology annotation, cellular component: cytoplasm; carbamoyl-phosphate synthase complex.